Molecule: messenger RNA, 2840 nt
Organism: Boleophthalmus pectinirostris (great blue-spotted mudskipper)
Lineage: Eukaryota; Metazoa; Chordata; Actinopteri; Gobiiformes; Gobiidae
Gene: minpp1b
Product: multiple inositol-polyphosphate phosphatase 1b
Exons: 7
Coding region: 33-1523 (496 amino acids)
Molecular function (GO): acid phosphatase activity; inositol phosphate phosphatase activity
Source: RefSeq, a predicted model, not a curated record
CCCGGAAGAACAACAAAACAAAACAAACCGCGAUGGAAGCGUCUGUCCCCGGGACCGGGCUCCUCCGGGCGGACACAGGCUCCAGAGCAGCUCCCGGGCCGCUCUCCGGGUCUGUCCACAGACACAGGCUGCUCCGGGCGGCCGUGGUCCUGCUCCUCGCCCGCCUCUGCGGCGGAGCCUCGGUCCCGGACAUCGCGGUGCAUUUCGGGACAAAGACGCGGUACGAGGACGCGGUGAGACCGGGGCUGAACCUGUCCUCGUCCCCCGGGGCCGAGGGCUGCUCCCCGGUUCACCUCACCGCGGUCAUCCGCCACGGGACCCGCUUCCCCACCGUCAAGAACAUCCGGCGCAUCGAGCGCCUGAGCCGCCUGGUCCAGAGCCGCUCCCCCCGGGGCCCCGGAGCUCCGGCCUGGCUCCGGGACAUCCACGAACACUGGCGCCAGUGGUACACGGAGGAUAUGGACGGUCAGCUGGUGGAAAAGGGGAGGGCCGACCUGAGGAACCUGGCGACGCGAUUGGUCGACUCGUUUCCUGCUCUUCUGACAGAGGCGGGGCUUCGUACCGGUGGCAUCAGCGUCAAAACCAGCUCCAAACAUCGAUGUGUGAGCAGCGCCGAAGCCUUUCAGGACGGACUCCACCGGGCCUGGGACCGGACUGGACCAGGGACCAGACCGGGGACAGGACCGGGGACCACUGGGACCCAGGCAGCAGGCGGUGAGCAGGGGUACGUUCAUGAGGUGGACGAUGUUCUGAUGCGUUCCUUCGAGCGUUGCCGUGGUUACGUGGAGGGGGUGGAGACAAACGCCACGGCAACGGAGGAGGUGGAGCGCUUCAAACACGGACCGGAACUCAGACAAGUCCGGACCCGGAUCUCCGAGAGGCUGGGACUGGACCCGGACCUGCUCACUCCAGACCUGGUGGAGGCUGCGUUCUUCAUCUGCUCCUAUGAACUGGCCAUAAAGUCGCUCUACUCCCCCUGGUGUCGACUCUUCACAAAGGAGGACGCCAAGGUGUUAGAGUACAAAGGCGACCUGAAGCAGUUCUGGAAACGUUCUUACGGUCACUCGAUCAACGGACUCUCCACAUGUCCCCUGUUCCACCACAUCUUCAGAACACUGGACAAGGCCGGACGCCCCCGCAGAGCCACGGACACGCCCCCUGAACCUGCCUCGAUUCUGAUUGGUCAUGCUGAGACACUCCUCCCACUCAUCUCCCUCUUAGGUCUAUAUAAGGACAAGACCCCGCCCACCGCCGCCAACUACCAAUCACAACACGGUCGCGUCUUCCGCUCGUCGUUCAUCGUCCCGUACGCCGCCAACCUCCUCUUCGUGCUGUACGACUGCCCCCGCGGGCCCCGGCUCCGCCUCCUCGCCAACGAGUCGCCGGUUCGAUUCCCAGGACUGACCCAGGACCUGCCGCUGUACAGAGACGUCAGGGCCACAUAUCGCCACCUGCUGGACGGAUGUGACUUCUACAAGGAGUGUGAGGGGAGACCGAGCAGAGCGCCCAACACCGAACUAUGACCUGAACCGGGUCUGAACCGGGUCUGAACCGGGUCUGAACCAGGUCUGAACCAGGACUGCAAUAGUGACGUAAAUAAACUCAGAAUAGAAGUGUAAAUAAACUUUGUGCCAAAAGCAGAACUUCUGUAAAAGAAAAAAAAACAGGGAAUCGUUUUGUGAAAAUCAGAAUUAAAUCUGUAUUUAUGAAAAGCACAAAUACCUCGGACGUGUGUCGAGUAAAAAACGACGUCGUUCAGUUUCAGAUUUAUAUUUAUACCAGUUUAUAAAAACUCUUCUGAUUCAGGAUCAGAUUGUGGUGAUUUUUCACUGAAUCGUCUGAAGUCUUCCACUCGAGGAAAAACUCUGAACCUCGACACGUUUCACUCACAUUUAUUUUCUGAAAUUCUCUGAAACACUGAACAUUUUUAUAUUUAUAUUUAAGGUUUUUUCACAAUAUUCACUUGGUUUCCUUUUUUAAUUUUAUUUUGGUUUAUUAUUUUAUUUCACACACAGAAGUUUUACAGAGUCUGAAACGACGCUCGAUGAUUAAGGUUUUAUCUCUAAAUGUCUAAAUGUGUGUGUGUGUGUGUGUGUGUGUGUAAAUGUGUGUGUGUGUGUGUUUUACAUUUAGACAUUUAGUCAUAAAAACAUUAAAACGUUGGACGUCGCUCCUCGUUUCAGACUUUGUGGAAAGGUUCGAUUAAAUGGAACUUUCUCGUGUCGUUUAAAGCCACAGUGUGUAACUUUCUGGAGGCGCCGCAUCACAACAGGAAACACAGCGCCAUGGAAACGGGCCAAGUAAGAGUCGGGUUUGUGGAGAGGCGAGCUCGCUCACAGUACGGGCGCAGGGUUUUCUGUUUUUAGUGCAGUAAAAAUCUGACAAAAACAUGUUUGUGGAUAAAAGUUCCAUAGUGUGGCUUUAACUUUUCCGUAUCCAGUAAGAACUCUCAUUACUCACUGUGUCACACUUUUCUAAAACGGGUGUUGGUUGUUCAAAGUGGAGGACGCUUCUCAAACUGAAAAGAAGGGGUUUCCAUGGCAACAGAAGACUAAGCCCUGCCAAAGGUCAAAGGUCAGGGUCAAAUCCUCCGUAGUUUGGGACGGUUUUGUUUAGUUUUCUGAAGGAGUCGGGGAUCGUCGCUGGGACCGACGCUCGGCUCUUCUCUUUGUUCCUUUUACUUGAAUUUUUUGUUUUUGGUUGAAAUUUUGGGUAAAUUUGCUAUAAAUUUUCUUUGCUGUUUUAUUUUUCUACUUUUUGAGACGAUUUUGAGUUGAUGUUGAAGUGACGUUUGACAAAUGUGUUUGAUUUGAGCUUUAAUAAACUUCAGUGAAAGAAAA